ACGGCUUGAACGUCAUCCAGGCGGGGUCGCGUCACGCCCAGGCGAGGAGGAGGGCGGUGCUGCGGCUACGGCCAUGAGCACGGAGGACUUGAUCGAGACGUUCAGGGCUCAGCUGAGGGACGACCCCGAUGUCGCCUCGGCCGUGGCCGCCAUCCGUGCGCUGCUGGGUUUCCUCAAGAAGGACCGAGGGGAGACCAUCCAGGGCCUGCGGAGCAGCUUGCUGGCCGCCAUCGACACCCUGUCUCGGGUGGACUCCUCGGUGGCCGUCUCCUCCGGCGGGGAGCUCUUCUUGCGCUUCAUCAGCCUCACCUCCCUGGAGUACUCGGACUACUCCAAGUGCAAAGAAAUCAUGAUCGAGCGCGGGGAGAUCUUCCUGAGGAAAGUCUCUCUCUCUCGGAACAAAAUCGCCAAGCUGUGUCAUCCUUUCAUCAGAGAUGGUGCUCGAAUAUUGACACAUGCCUACUCAAGAGUGGUCCUCAGAGUGUUAGAAGCAGCUGUUGAGUCAAAGAAGCGAUUCAGUGUUUAUGUUACUGAAUCACAGCCAGAUCAAGCAGGGCAAAAGAUGGCAAAAGCCCUGAGGAAGCUCAACAUUCCUGUGACUGUGAUUCUGGAUGCUGCAGUUGGCUACAUUAUGGAAAAAGUGGACCUGGUGUUAGUUGGUGCUGAAGGUGUGGUUGAAAGCGGAGGCAUUAUUAACAAGAUUGGCACUAACCAAAUCGCUGUGUGUGCCAAAGCUCAGAAUAAGCCAUUUUAUGUGGUAGCAGAAAGUUUCAAGUUUGUAAGACUUUUCCCUCUAAAUCAGCAGGACGUCCCAGAUAAGUUUAAGUACAAAGCAGACACUCUGAAAACAAGUCAGAAUCUAACAGAGGAGCAUCCCUGGAUUGAUUACACAUCACCAUCGCUAAUUACAUUACUGUUUACAGACCUCGGUGUAUUAACUCCAUCAGCUGUCAGUGAUGAACUUAUUAAACUCUAUCUGUAACAGAGGACUCAGUGUACAGGAUGUAUCAUCUUCUUCAGUGACUACCACAGUUCUAAGAAUUGGAAGAUGAGACAAGCUAUAUGGAUGUGAGAAUUAUAUUAAUCCUUAUAAUGUCAUCUCCUUAUCAGCCUUCUUGAGUUUUUAAAGCAAAACAUUACAGGUGGAUGGACAACUGUUAAAAAAAAAAAAAAAAUCCAAAAGUUACUACAGCUUCUAAAGACCUAAAAUAAAUUAUUUUAAAGAUGGAUGGAGUAUUUUGAUAUAGUAAAAUAAAAUACUUUAUGGUAUAUUCAAACUCAGUCUUAGCUAUGCUGUUAGUUACUGAUCUGUGGUACGUACCUGAAAUAAAAACUUAAAAACGCACAA
Messenger RNA from Tyto alba (common barn owl), 1348 nucleotides. It is a transcript of the gene EIF2B1, whose product is annotated as eukaryotic translation initiation factor 2B subunit alpha. The record is from RefSeq and is a predicted model, not a curated record. Lineage: Eukaryota; Metazoa; Chordata; Aves; Strigiformes; Tytonidae. The transcript has 9 exons. Gene Ontology annotation, biological process: translational initiation. Gene Ontology annotation, cellular component: eukaryotic translation initiation factor 2B complex. The coding region runs from base 74 to 982 and encodes 302 amino acids. Gene Ontology annotation, molecular function: translation initiation factor activity; guanyl-nucleotide exchange factor activity.